AUGCUGAGUGCUCAAAAGUUAGUUUUUUUCUUUUGAAAGGGCUCCAAAAAUUCGAAAAUUUUGCAGAAAGACUCCGAAAAAGAAAAAAGGGAGCACGGUGCCGAAAUCCGGUGCCAAAACUCCCGGAAAAGUGAGAAGCCAUCACAAAAGAGAAAAAGAUCGGAAGGAUCGAAAGGUUCGGCUCAUUUUUCGUUAAAAACUACUGUAAACCUCAUUUGUCUGCAUUACACACCAUUAAUGGUCUGCAAUUUGUCGUCAAAUGCGUAUUAAUUGAAGCGCCGAACGAAGGACGGAAAGAAGCGAGACAAGGGACCGAAAAAGCGGAGUCACGGGGCGGCGGCCAGAAAAAAGAGCGGCGCGGUCGCGAAAAUGCCCGGGAAAGACGGAAAGAAGAAGAGGGCCAAGGUACUUUUUUCAGAAUUAAAAAAAAAGGAGGCCAUUACUUUUACAGCCGCACAAAUCAUCAUCGCUCUCUCCGAAAGUCGAUCCGCUUUUCAAUGCGCCGGAGGCGGUGAAAAAAGCGGAAGAAAGGGAGAAGGAACCGAAAGAAAUUAAGGAAAUGAGCACGACGGACGAGCCGACCGCUCCCGAAUUCUCAUCGGUGGCUCCCGAGAAAAAGAAGUCGGCGGUCGAAAUAAGGGACGAAAAAGAGGGUGUUCUCCCGGUGGAGCCCACGCAAAAAAGUGUCGACAGUCCCGAAAAGGAGAAGGAGGAGCCGUGUGUUUUUUUUUUCAAAUUUUUGAAAUCUACGGAACAAGGAAACUUCCCUUCCAAGGCGGAGACUUUUGACAGAUUGUUAAUGAAAUUAUAUUUCUCGCAGAUCUCCGCCCAAAAAAUCGAUCUCAAAAUCGCCGCAGAAGGAGUCGCCACCGAAGGAGAAUCGCUACAAGCCGCUUCAGAAACUGUUGGACGAGUGCUCCGAAGUACGUUUUUUCUCGGUCACUCAAAAAUGAAAAAAUGGUUGCCAUGGCCUAGAAAAUGUCUCGGCCAAGCUAAUUUUCCGCUUUCCCAGCAGCCGAGCAAGGGAAGCAACGAGAAAGUGAGCCCGGAGAAAGAGGACGAACCGAAGACUCCCGACGCGGUCGGACCGCCCCUUUUGAAGAAGGAACCGAGCUUGUUGGAGCUCAAUAAGACACAGUCCGGGCCGGUGGCCCCACUAAAAUCGCCGCCGAAAAAGAAAAAAGUGGACUUGGGAGCGCCGAUCGCUCCGGGACCGCCGAGCAAAAUGACGAGCCGUCUGAAGCCCGAGAUGGAGAGCCCGCCCAAAUCGGACAAAUGUAAAUACGAGCAUUUUUAUAGAAAACCGAACAUCUGAGUUGUUUAGCCGACAAACGGAACAAGGCGGUGGUGAUGCGUUCCGAUCUGGACGGUCCGCUUCCGGAAAAGGGUUUCGUGCAGAACCACGGAGACACUCAACAGGUGUGGAGCAUGAAGAAGGUCGACUGCGACCUGAUCGGCCGGACCGGAAUGUACAUCGAGAGAUUCGGAAUGCCCGCCGAGAGAAAGGUCUGUUUCACUGGAAAUUUACUACUAUCGGGGCAUUUCAAAGUGAAUGCGUUCCGUUGAGACGACCCUCUUUCUGUGAUCUUCGUUUUUUGUACAGCCGCAAAACAAGUUUCAAUUGUUUUUCAUGAGUUCUAGAAUAAUUUUCUCUGUUUUCAAUUCACUAUGAAAUGCCCCGCCGAUAGUAAGCUUUCGUUGAAAAAAAUUGUCGGAGAAAAACACGGUGACACUUGCAGCAAGCGUUCGACUGGAUCGCCUACAACCGUCACGAUCUGACAAACAAACAGACGCCGUUCUCGAACAAUCUUUCCGUCGCACUCGCCGACGUCGGAAUUGCCAAGUGAGAUUCGGGCCUAGUUGUAAGAGUUCUACUCGUAAGCAUUUCCAGACCCUUGCUGAUGCGCACGAUCGUCUAUUUCAAGUCGCACGGACAAAUCAGUCCGACGGAAAUGGAUUCGGUGCUGCGUGCCGUGCAAAACGCCCCAGGCGACCGAGUCUCUUUCUCGAAAGUCUCCGAAAUUCUACGUCAAAAUUGUGAGGUCUACAAAAAGAAAUCGGGCGCCGAUCCGCCUGCGAACUCUUAG
Messenger RNA from Caenorhabditis sp. 36 PRJEB53466, 2087 nucleotides. Lineage: Eukaryota; Metazoa; Nematoda; Chromadorea; Rhabditida; Rhabditidae. The record is from the annotation of a GenBank genome assembly.